AUGUCAAAAAAACGACCUUCUAGUUUUGAUCGUGCGGAGCAGGAAAAUAAGAUAUUUGAGCUUUUUUCAAAGUAUCGAAACCCAGUUGAUCAUCAAUCAGCUACGCCUUCAAACAUUCGUCCCGUCUCGGCAACGGAAGAAACAACGGUAACGAUUCUGGUACCUAAUGCCGAAGAAUAUAAUUCGGGAUAUAACAUUGAAAACAUCGGCUCUAGCAAAAAUAGAAACAAAAACAAAAAUAAAGACACGAACAAAAAUAAAGACAAUAAUAAAAAAAACGACAAAGACAUAGAGAGAGCCAACAUCGGAAUUAGUCAUCAUUAUCAAUUUCAAGGCUCUCUAUUUGACUAUUAUAAUGCAACUAUUCCAAUUGAUCAUCUUGAUUAUGGUCACUAUGCAGGUAGUGAAGCAUAUAUAGUAGAGCAAGAGUGUGACGGAGUUGGGGGAACAUGUGAGAUUGGAGGUUCCUUCAGCACGUCUGCUAAUGCAAGUGGUACUUUUUAUCCAUCUCGCACGACUAACUUUAUUUCAAAUCAAGUUUUACAACCACCUUUGAAUUUCACUACUCCAGUUGGAAUUCAUACUAGUAAUACACAUGCACCUGCUGAUGCCCUAUUCCAUCCAGAGAAAAAUCCUUUGAGUUAUGGAAGCUUCUUGGCCAAUAACCACUUUUGUUUAGAUUCUCUCGAAGUACCAGUCUUGCCUUACAGCAACACCAACACCAACACCAACACCAUUAUAAACAGUACACAGAAUAAAAACAAAUCUCUAGACCCUGAGUUAUUGGCGUAUACAAACAAACAAAUUUUCACUGAGUCACGUUCCUUAUUAAACUCAUCUCAUAUCCAAAUGGAAAGUAUAGGUACACAACAAUCUGUGCCGAAAGAUUUAUCUUCUGUCGCAGCCGCCAAAUUAAGUUCCAAUAAUCCUUCAGCGUCAACUUUAACUGGAGGACGAGGAGCAUCCUCGUCACCUGCAUCUAUCAGUCCAGGAACAACCACCACAGCUGCCAUCGAGAAGGUAAAGAGGCGAAAACACAAGAAUUCCAAACUAGGAUGCCCCAAUUGCAAGAAAAGACGUGUUAAAUGCUCAGAGGAUUUGCCUUCUUGUAUCAAUUGCAUCAAGCACAAAGUGAAAUGUGGAUACCUCGAUUAUACAGAGGAACAAUUAAAGGAGCUAAGAGAUGCAAAACAACAGAAUGCACUGUCAAGUUUACAAAGAAGUCGACUGCUGUCGCAAAGUCAAUACCUCCCUGUUAAAGCAGAGUCAAGUGAUUCGGAUGAAGAAAAAGAUCUUCUGCGAACGGCAUCAAAUUCAAUGCCCGUGUCAUUGUCAACAUCUACAUCAGCAUCAACAUCAGCAUCGGCAUCGGCAUCGGCAUCGGCGCCGGGGGCAUUCAUUUCAAGCUCGGGCUCCGGCUCAGGCUCUGCAACGUCAUCAUCUAGUGCUGGCAUGAACAAGGUUCAAAAACCGAAAGGCAAACGACAGUCAUCGGCAUCUACUAUUUCCAAGUCCUCGGAUUUUUCUAGCAGACUCUCGCUCAAUAAAAGAUCAACUAGCUUAGGUGAUUCACCCUUGGGGCGACGCGACGAUGAAGAUGAUUUUAUUGCGAGUACAAGAGAAAAGUUGAAAAUACGUCGAAGCAAUGCUGGCCAGAUCAUCACGCAGAACUUUGAUAACUUGCUUCCAAUGGAAGCUGAGAAUGAGGUUAUAUACCCAGUCUAUGAAAUGACGACAAGUGCACAGGGAACCCCGCACCUAAAUUCUCGACCUUUUCUACAUAAGCAAUCAUCUGGUUUAGCCGGAGCAAUUAAUCAAAAGGUCACAUUUAGAUACAAAAGAGAUGUAAAGAAAAUUAAUUAUGAGCAAGAGCUUUUGCACUUGUUGAAAACUAUGGGCCCACUUGUUCAAAGAGGACAGGCAUCGCUACCACAAAUUAGAAAUUUGUAUACCACGUGGCUCAAUUCAUUCAUCUACAAAGGUUAUACAAGUUCAUUAAUGUUCAAUUGUCUUUUGAAUUUGAAUACUAAUUAUUUGAUCACGAAUUGUUUUACUGACUCAUACAAAUACUACAGUAGUGAUGGGGAAAUAGCGCUGAUAGCACGAGGUAUUCAGUUGGCCAAGGCUAGACAGACUUGUUUGGUGAAGUCCAUCAACUAUUAUGCCGAAGUUAUUAAAGAGUUACGAGGAAUGUUGAGCACAAAUCAUGAUCCUGAUACAGCUGGAUCUGUAUCGUAUAUCUUGAGCCUCAUGUCGGUUUAUGACCCCGAAAGUUCAUUGAAUUCGACAACUUGUUUUAUAGACGGUCUUUUUGGUGUCUUGGCUUAUAACAUUAAUAUUCUGGCAAAAUCGGGUAUUGCUCCCAUCUUAGUUCCAAUACACUUGAAGUUGAUGACAAAUGUUGCAAUGUCAGUAUAUUUACCAGGAUAUAAUCCUACUUUUCUUUAUGAGUGCCGCCAACUCUUGACCAGAUUUGGCGAUAUCUUAUUACCCAUGAUUGAUGCUUCAAGGGCUACCUCCAGUUCUAGAGAUUACCUUAUACAUCAAUUUCUUGAAAUCAAGUAUAGGGAAUUGUUUAGUUUUGUUAAUGAGGCCAUUGACUAUUAUAUUCCGCAUUUGAAUGCCAAUUUGGCAGACAUGGAGUUGCAGCAACAAUUGCUUUAUGAAAUGAUUAUGAAAUGGGUGCGGAUAUUCCCCGGUAAAUUUAUUGCCAACAAAAAAGUUCAAGGACCAAUGGAGAAAAUGUUGUAUUUAUUCUACAAAGCUUUCAAAAAGGCGUUUUUCGCUGUGUGUCCGCAGAUUAAAUUUUUUUUCCUCCGAGAUUUUGAUAGUCCUUUGAUGAUGGAUGUGUUUGCCAGUCAUGAUGAUUAUGAUAUUUAUAACAAUGACAUUGAAUCACCAACCACUCGAAGAUUUAGUGACGAUGUCUAUAUGCCCUAUGUAGGGGAGCUAAAGUAUAUGGCAUCAUAUUUGAUUCGUCUUAUAACAUUUUUUCAAAUGAGAUUAAGUAUAUUGUACCGAUUCUUGAUGAUUGAUAUGUCAACAAACCACGAUUUUAAAUACACUGAAGUGAACCAAUGGAGAAGAGGUAUCACCGAUAUUAUGGCAACGAGAAGAGAAUUUAUCGAGAGGGCGGGGGUUAGGGAAGUAUACAUCACGAUGUUUUCCAAACAGUAUUUAAGAAAAUUAAAUUACCCUGAAAUGACAGUUGGGUACGAGAUAGAUGCCGAUGAGUUGAUGGAAUCAACCACCAUUGACGACGGUGUAAUCGACAUUAUGAGCUUGCAACCUUCUGGAUUGUUGCAAAGUGAUUAUGAUAUCAGAGUACAAAAAUGA
Messenger RNA from Lodderomyces elongisporus, 3336 nucleotides. It is a transcript of the gene ECM22, whose product is annotated as Ecm22p. Gene Ontology annotation, biological process: regulation of transcription by RNA polymerase II. NCBI's taxonomy places the organism in Eukaryota, Fungi, Ascomycota, Pichiomycetes, Serinales, Debaryomycetaceae. The transcript has a single exon. Gene Ontology annotation, molecular function: DNA-binding transcription factor activity, RNA polymerase II-specific; zinc ion binding. The record is from RefSeq and is a predicted model, not a curated record. The coding region runs from base 1 to 3336 and encodes 1111 amino acids.